UCGACGCAAUUUUUCUUAGAAACAGCGUAAAGAGAGAGGAGAAAAUAAAAACAAAUUACAAAUGACUAGCAGACAGAGAGAGAAGACCGAGUAAUAGAGGAAAAAGCAAACGAACCUUCAUCCAACCAAAUCAAAGGUAGACGUUUCUUUGUGAUCGACGAGAGCUUUCAAGCUUUGGGACAACUAAAAGGGAGACUCACACACAGAGAGAGGGCGAGAGACAGAGGGUAGAUUGAAGUUUCUAAUGGGCCAAGCUUUUCGCAAGCUCUUCGAUACCUUCUUCGGCAAUACCGAGAUGCGGGUUGUGAUGCUCGGCCUGGAUGCUGCUGGCAAAACAACUAUACUGUACAAGUUGCACAUUGGAGAAGUUUUAUCAACUGUUCCUACGAUUGGUUUCAAUGUGGAGAAAGUUCAGUAUAAGAAUGUAAUAUUCACCGUUUGGGAUGUUGGUGGACAAGAGAAGUUGAGGCCACUCUGGAGGCAUUACUUUAACAAUACUGAUGGGCUGAUCUAUGUCGUUGAUUCUUUAGACCGAGAGAGAAUUGGAAAAGCAAAGGCAGAAUUUCAGGCCAUCAUCAAGGAUCCAUUUAUGCUCAACAGUGUUAUUUUGGUGUUUGCCAAUAAACAAGACAUGAAAGGAGCAAUGACACCGAUGGAAGUAAGUGAAGGACUAGGUCUCUUCGGUCUAAAGAACAGAAAAUGGCACAUACAAGGGACUUGUGCGCUUAGGGGAGAUGGGCUUUAUGAGGGCUUGGACUGGUUGGCUGAAACUCUAAAGGAGAUGAAAGCUGCUGGAUACUCUUCAGUCGGCACAUCCUCUUUCUAAUUCUCGAGCAGGGUAUUGCGUUGCCUCGGUUUUGUUGAUAAAGCUGAAGCGUACGCCUUUUGGACAUGGAAGAUCCUGACCUGUAUCAGAUUUUGGGCUGUUCUAAAGCAAAUGAAGUUUAGUAGGUUCUUACUUCUGGUCGUGACAUUCGAAAACAUGUGGUUUUCCUCCAAUGUAAAUUGCAAAUACAGGUCUCGCCAUUGAUAAAUGUGAUUGGAAUCAGGGGAUCUAUGUAUUGUUUGAAUGUCCCCUAGAAUACUGUCUGCGUAUAUUCUUAAAACCAUAUAGAUAGUUCAUGACGUUUCUCCUC
This is a messenger RNA of Carya illinoinensis, 1136 nucleotides long. RefSeq names its product ADP-ribosylation factor 1-like 2. Gene Ontology annotation, biological process: intracellular protein transport; vesicle-mediated transport. The record is from RefSeq and is a predicted model, not a curated record. The transcript has 7 exons. Gene Ontology annotation, cellular component: cytoplasm. Gene Ontology annotation, molecular function: GTPase activity; GTP binding. Lineage: Eukaryota; Viridiplantae; Streptophyta; Magnoliopsida; Fagales; Juglandaceae. Bases 245 to 826 code for a protein of 193 amino acids.